This is a messenger RNA of Cannabis sativa, 3889 nucleotides long. RefSeq names its product pentatricopeptide repeat-containing protein At5g39680. The record is from RefSeq and is a predicted model, not a curated record. The transcript is spliced from 3 exons. Gene Ontology annotation, molecular function: protein binding; RNA binding; zinc ion binding. Gene Ontology annotation, biological process: RNA modification. NCBI's taxonomy places the organism in Eukaryota, Viridiplantae, Streptophyta, Magnoliopsida, Rosales, Cannabaceae. Bases 17 to 2140 code for a protein of 707 amino acids.
UACUACUGCAGCGACAAUGGCCAUUCUUAAAGCUACACCAAGGAACUCUCCUGUUUUUCUGUUCAAAGCUACAGAACACAUAACCUCCUCUGCUGAUCCGGUGAGGCUCCUGAAAUUUGCUACUGAUACUAAAAACUUUAAGCUCGGAAAAAUAAUCCAUGCCCAUUUCGUCGUUGUUCCGAACAACGCAUUAGAUAACGGUAGUGGUGUAGUUCACACGAAUUUUCUGAUCAAUUUCUACGCUAAAUGUGGUCAAAUUCAGAUUGCUCGCCAGCUGUUCGAUUGUAUGCGUGUGAGAAAUGUGGUUUCUUGGAGUGCAUUAAUGGCUGGUUACUUGCAUAAUGGACGUGACUUCGAAGUUCUUGGCUUGUUCAAAAGUAUGUUUUCUCUGGAUCAUAUAUGUCGGCCUAAUGAAUUUGUAAUGACCACUGUUCUUUCUUCCUGCACUAAUGGUGGGAAAGUCCACGAAGGCAAGCAGUGUCAUGGUUAUGUUUUAAAGUCUGGGUUGAUUUUUCAUCAGCAUGUGAAGAAUUCCCUUGUUCACAUGUACUCAAGGCUUUCGGAUAUGGAAGGGGCUAUAAGAGUUUUCAAUACAGUACCAACUAAUGAUAUUUUUUCUUAUAAUUCAUUAUUACAUGGGCUACUAGAACUUGGUCAUCUAAAGGAAGCAAUACAAGUUUUAAGUAGGAUGGUGGGUGAGUGUCUGAAAUGGGACAGUGCUACUUAUGUUACUGUUUUUGGCCUUUGUUCUAGUCUUGGAACUUUGAGAUUAGGUCUAGAAGUUCAUUGCCAAAUGUUGAAGGCUGACAUUGAGCAUGAUGCCUUUGUUAACUGUGCGAUCAUGGAUAUGUAUGGGAAAUGUGGCAAGCUCAUUAAUGCAGUGAAUAUUUUUCAACGCUUGUUAACUCGUAAUGUUGUCUCCUGGACAACAAUCAUGGCUGCUUAUUUUCAAAAUGGGUACUUUGAGGAAGCUUUGAACCAUUUUGUAAACAUGAAAACAAAAGAUAUUGCACCAAAUGAGUACACAUUUGCUGUGUUGUUGAACUCAAGUGCAUCUUUGUCAGCACUGAAACAUGGAGCUCUGUUACAUGCCUGUGCUGAGAAGUCAGGUUUUAAAGAUCAUAUCAUUGUUGGAAAUGCACUGAUCAAUAUGUAUGCCAAGAGUGGCCACAUAGAAGCAGCGAAUGAAGUAUUCUUAGACAUGACUUUUAGAAACUCUGUUACCUGGAAUGCUAUGAUAUCUGGGUAUUCCCAUCAUGGGCUUGGUAAGGAAGCUCUAAAUGUGUUUCGAGAUAUGAUGACUGCUGGAGACUAUCCUAACUACGUAACGUUUGUUGCUGUACUUUCUGCUUGUGCUCAUUUGGGUCUGGUUCAACAAGGGUUCUAUUAUUUGAACCAACUGAUGAAACAACUUGGCAUUGAACCUGGAGUUGAGCACUAUACCUGCAUUGUUGGGCUUUUGAGCAGGGCUGGAAUGCUUGAUGAAGCUGAGAAUUAUAUGAGAUCUGUAUCAACCAAAUGGGAUGUAGUUGCCUGGCGCACUUUACUGAAUGCUUGUUAUGUGCAUAGAAAUUAUGGCUUAGGCAAGCGAGUUGCAGAGAUUGUUGUAAAGAUGGAUCCUGAUGAUGUAGGAACUUAUCUACUGUUAUCAAAUAUGUAUGCCAAAGCAAGCAGGUGGGAUGGAGUUGUGAUGAUUCGAAAACUCAUGAGGGGAAGAAACAUUAAGAAAGAACCUGGAGUGAGUUGGGUGGAGAUAAAAAAUACUACCCAUGUCUUUGUUUCAGAGGAUAAAUUGCACCCAGAAUCUAGACAGAUUUAUGAAAAGGUAGGGGAGUUGUUGAACAAAAUCAAACAACUGGGGUAUGUACCGGAUGUUGCUGCAGUGUUGCAUGAUGUAGAGGAUGAGCAGAAAGAAGAGUAUCUUAGCUAUCACAGUGAGAAGUUGGCGAUAGCAUAUGGCCUAAUGAAAACACCUUCUGAAGCGCCUCUCCGUAUUAUUAAGAACCUCCGAAUGUGUGAUGAUUGCCACUCUGCUGUGAAACUCAUUUCAAAACUCACAAACAGGAUAAUAAUUGUUAGAGAUGCCAAUCGUUUCCAUCACUUUCAAAACGGAUGUUGUUCUUGUGCAGACUACUGGUGAAAGGUAAUUUAAACGAGCUAAAGCAGCAAAACUAUACAUCAUGUAUCAGCACAAAUGACACCUGAGCAUACUCCUGAAAGUGAACGCAUCAGACUCUUGACUAUCUUCUGUGUGUUAUCUUUGUAGUUUGACCACCAUCCAUUUAUAAAAUUCUUCUUUCAAAUCUUGAUACUUAAGCAGGCUUUAUUCGAGUCACCCUAUCGCGUUUACUACUGCCUUGUGGCAACUUCAAGAGGAUUGUGGAAUGCUUUUCUGAAUUCGAUUAAACCAAAUUCAGAUCAACAUUAGAUCACUUUAUGAACUGAUGAUCAACAUUUAUGCUCUGGGAGGUGUUUUCCUCUUUUUAAAUGCUCAUAUGUUCCCCCAUUAUUCUUUGGAUGACUCACCCAACGCUGGUGGAAGAUUAGCAUUUGGUAAGAGAAUUGUCUCACCUUUUCUAUUUCUUGUUUUUCUUUUCCUCAUUUAUUUAUGUUUACCAGCUUUUGAACUAUGGUUUACAUAUGUUUAUUGAUAUUAAUAUUGUAGAUUAAUUAUAUAAUAUAUUUAGGUGAAAAGCAUGUCUUGCUCUAGUAGCUACUGCAGAUGAUAUUAUUAGUGAACAAGUAAAACCAAAUAUGAAUAAAUUUAAUAGGUAACAUAUGACAUACAAAGUACAAACGGUUGCGCCAUCUAGGAAUUUCAUUUAAAAAAAAAAUCACCCUUUUUUUUGACUAAUAAUGCCUUCUAUGAUGAAAUUAGCGAAAAAAGUUUUACUUAGAACAGUGUAUGACUAAUAUAUGCUUUUACAGGGAAUUUUAUUUGUAAUAUUUUUGGGAUGUAGUUGAGAAUGAGUUUACUAGACUGAAAAGUGAGAACUCACACAUCCAUCUUCCCUCUUCCACAUUUAUUCUCCAACUUUUGCAUUUUGGUUGAUGUUUUAGAACUUGCUUUCUAAUAUAGGACAUGAGACAUUUUUGUUGUUUAUUCUGUGAUGUGCUCCAUUUAAUUUUGAAUUAGGAUUAGAUUUCUGAUCACUGCUUUGCUGCACGAAACUUAGUUUUAGCUGUAUUAUACAACUCAACAUAUGUAAAUCUCGUUUUUCUGUAAAAUUGUACCUUAAGAAGCAGAACGUUUGUUAUUAAUUUUGUGGCUUCGUGAAAUAAUUCAUCAGUAUUUCUUAUUCCUUUGUUUUAAACAGGCAGUUUCAUUGAUGAAUUCAUUUGAAAAUCUUUAUUACACUUUUCAACAAGCCUACUCAUUUGCUAUUUUUGCAUCGAAGUAGGAUUUAAACAUUGGUGGGCGUUUCAUAUUCUGGUGAGAAUCAGCAUAAGAUCGUUCCGUUUAUGCAAGAUUUAACAGAUUGGUAAAUCGUGACGUGGUUUUCAUUGAUUGGCAUGGCGGCAAAGAAGUCCUUCCAAAACACAUUGAGGAUAAUGUUGCCUAUCUUAUGUACUGUUAUUAAUGCCACUUCUUACUUGUAUGCAAUCACUUGAAGAUGUAUGCAUGAAUUCUUGCAAACUAUAAGGACUGUUGUCCCUAUCUAACUCCAACUGUAUAUACUCAAAUCCCUCUUGAAUACAAAAAUCUUGCAAUCAAACAAAGCUUUUCCUAUGUAAACUUGUCACUUUCAACCAUCUUUCUUCUUCUUUUUUUUUUUCGAGAAAUUUUCUUUUGUGUGUAGUCAAAGCUGGCUUAAGCGGUAAAUUCAAUUUUAAAAAAAAAAAUACUUCAUAGAUUCUAAAAUAAGCAAAAUUUUUAGAAUUAUGUGUA